AUGGACAGGUUUUUCUGGUUCUUCAACCAGAACAAUGUUUGUGCUUUUGUUGUUGACUGUGUGAGAAGGCAAGGAUCAUCUGCAAAAGCCAAGUCUUCAAGAAAUUUUGUUGGCUGGAUUUCAUUUCUUUUGUUUCCUGCCAACAAUUCCUACAUUAGAGACCAGUGGCUCCAUUCCAUUCAGUGGAAAAGACAUAUAUUUAGAUCAGAUAGACUUCUUAAGAAUGCCAGACGCCCUGAAAUUCUAGUUAAAGAAAUAAAGAGCCUGAUUGAUGUCUCACUAAUUACUCCAAUACAAGACCCAUCUGUCUACAGAUUUCCUCUAGACCUGGUCUCAGACUUGCUCCAACAGAAUGAUGAGUUUUUGGGGAAGGAGUUUCAGGAGAGCAUCAUUGUUGCCUUGACACCUUUACUGGAAAAGAACCAUCCAACACAAGAAAUCUGUGAAUUUUUUAGCAAGCACUGUAAAGACAGCCCUCGGUCCACUCUGGUCAUUGAACUCUUCACACCUGUAGUCCAUAGGAUACUGAAGCACAACACGGAUUUUGGCAAAUAUCCACGUAUGAGAACCUUUGUCCAGGAAUAUAUCCAGGCCCUCAACUGUCAGAAUGAUGGGCUUAAAGUAGUGCAGGCACUAGUCAAAAGCAUGCAUGGACCAGGCAGCACAUGUCCACAUCCCAGGGUGCUGCCCAAUCUGGUGGCUGUCUGUCUUGCUGCUAUUUACAAUUGCUAUGAGGAAAGAAAAAACUGUACCCAUGACAAUGUAAAUGGUGAAGACUUUGACCAUAUAGAGUGGGAGAACAAACUUCUGUGCUAUGUCUCUAUGAUGGAGACUAUGUCUGAGUUUGAUGACUGGCGCUAUGUACUGGGAAGUUUAUUGCAGCCUAUUCCUUUCCCUGAUGAUGCCAUAGCGGACUCCUUGUUUACUUCCCGUAUGAAAGUAACAAUACAUAAUGUAUCAUCGGAUGAGACAUGUGGUGUUCACCAGACAUUGCUUGGGAUUAGAGAAGGCAAGGAGGGAUGGUUCCACCUCUACUGUCCUGGGGGCAUUGCAUGUGAUGAUGAAGGCCAGCUCUGGGGGGUCAUGUUAAACACUUUGAUGAAAUGUUGCUGCAAGAGGAAAAAGUUUCUGAUGAGCAUCUCUAAAAUGAUUGGCCCCAUCAUGCUGCUGGCACUCAGGGAUAACUUUGCUGCCAUUGAGGUCCUGUGUGCCAUGCUGGAGCUGGAGGUGGUGGAGGGCCAUGACAUGAAGAUGCAGAUGAUAACAACGCUGCAGUCCACCUGUGAGGGCAAGCGCAUGUAUGCACAGCUCUGUGAGAGGCAGAUUGCCAUCAAGGAAAUGCAACAGAAAGGUGGCCCCAAGAAACUUACCUUACCAAGUAAGUCAACAGACUAUGAUCUGACCCGGAUGUUAAGCUCUGGAUCUUUUGGUAACCUUGAGUGCCUAAGUCUGGCCUUCACCCAAGUGACCAGCGCAUGUGCCAACGACUUGAUCAAACUGCCAUCUCUUCGAUAUCUCAACCUUUGGUCAACUCAGUUUGGUGACCAUGGGCUGCAGAUAAUAUCUGAACAUCUUCACAAGCUCCAGGUCUUGAACCUUUGUGAGACUCCUGUCACUGACAAAGGGCUGGCUUGUCUAGCAUCAAUGAAGAGCCUUCGUAAACUAAACCUCAACAGCACUAAUCUGUCAGCUCUUACAUUUGAAGGCUUGAAGGAGAAGCUUCCAGCCUUGCAGGAGUGUGAUGUCCGUUACACGGACGCCUGGUGACUGUGAGCGCGAGGAGUGGACGUGGUCACACCACUAAGAUUUGUUUGGUAGACAAAUCUUGAGAGAGAAAUCUCAGUCUCACUGCCUUAAGCGCACCCCUUACUACUGGCACUCUACUGGAAACUUCAAGAACAAAAUUGUAUCAGACUCUUUUCUCAAUACUUCUUCUGUCUUACACUAAUGAAGCACUGAUAUUUUUUUACUACUAGCUUUGUUUUUUCUGGGUAUUUUAUUGUGUUACUUGUAUUAUGAGCUCCCAUCUUAAGACUGGACUGCACUUGUGUCCUUGUUGCCUGCCCACUGUUGGUGAGUGUGUGUUCAUGUGAAAACAACCAUGGCUCCAUUGGGUGUUGUUUGACCACAGUUCAUGGGAUUAACAGCCAAUAUGAAACUAUUCUCAAGGUACUAUAUUGAAUAAGUUUGUUGAAAAAAAUAAUUGUUUAUCACAGUUCAUGGGAUUAACAGCCAAUAUGAAACUAUUCUCAAGGUACUAUAUUGAAUAAGUUUGUUGAAAAAAUAAUUGUUUAUCACAGGCUCUUUGAGUCCUGACAUGUUACAAAAAUGCAAUAAUUUUGUUUAUAAAAUGAAGUGUAAACAUUACUAUUUUCUAAACAUUUCCACCUUGUUCUAAUUAUACAACUAUUUGCCCCAAGAAUUUUUCCAACAGCAUAUUCAUAGAACCAGACCUUCAGCUAAAUUUUAAAUUUUCACAGUUCAAUCUGUGAUGAUUUUAUUAUCCUAAGAAUAUUCUGCUAUAAUUAGAUAUGCUUAAUAAUCCCUUGACUUUUGUAGAAUACUGCUUUGAUUCUGUCAAAAUUUAGGUUCAGAUUUAUUUGAGGAACCUGUAGCCUCUGUUUUGGGCAAGCUUCAUCAAUGCUUUAAUCUCAUUUUUUAGUUAUUUGACAUGGUAAAUGCUGUUGUUUCACCAAAUAUGAACACCCCAUGUAGCUUGAACGAAGUGUCUGAUUAUGAUCAGUUUUGUUCAAGAGAUUACAAGUUCAGAUGUUUAUAUAAUAAUAAUAAUGUGUUCUUCCUAGCUGUUAUUUUGUUCCCAUGUAACCUUGGCUAUUGAGAGUUGCAUGAGUUGUGGCUAUAGGGCACUGGUUAGCCAGAGCGCUGGAGGCCUUACAGUCAUCCCCUCACUACCAUGUUUGGUUUAUACUCUUGUCAAGCAAUUUUUUUGUACAUACAAGUGGGAGUUUGUCAUUUGUUUUUGGUUGAAUCAUUUAGCGCAAGCAUUAAUUUAAUUUGUUGGUGUGGGUCACACCCAAUGUUUUUGUGCAUUCCCUUUGGUGUUCAUUGUCUACAAAAAUUGCUAAAGCAGUCAAUCAAAACACUAGUUAGCAAAAGUUAAAAUGUUACAAUUGAGCUCUUCAGCUUGCUGCUGGAGAUUGUGCUUGAGAGCUCCAACAAGUUCUCUGGUGGGACGCCAGCUUUUUAAGCCUUAUGUUGUUGGAAACUACUUCUCUUGGGACUUUUUCACUUGGAAGUAUGGACCAAGGCCAGGCAGAAACCACACAGCACUACAUCUUGACUGGCCAAUGGAAGGUCUAAUGCUAUACAUUUCUUUUUGAGUUGGCAAGAUCCCUCACCCAAUGAGCUUCUUCAUGUAUGCUAUAGAUGUCAUUACCAUGUAUAACUUGUGCUGUAUUAUAACUUUUGGAUGAUGUCUUCUAUUUUUAUUCUAUGUAAUAACUAAUGUACCGUAACUGUGUUAUACCAUGUGUAAGUUUUCUACUCUGUUGUAUUCAACAACUGCUAGGGUAGCUUUCAAAUCAUCUUUGCAUUUAGAACAAAUGGAUCGUGUCAAGUAUAACCUCAUGACUUGCAACUAAAACAUCCACACUCACUUUCUGUCAUCCAGAUGUUUUCUUUAAUCAAAUCUAAUUCUUUAAUGUCAUCAGAAUUUGAGUUAGAAUUGUUGGUGCUAUGCCAAAACUUGUAAAGAACCAGUGACAUUCCCUGUCACCAUUAUCAGACUGUUAUUGAUGAAAUGGCCUGUUUUCUAUGACAUAUGUAGAGGCUUGUACUAGUGCUUGCCAUUCUGUCAGUAAAACGCUCUCUUGAGUUGAUUCAGUACUAAAUAUACAUGUGAUCAAGAGUGCCUUCCCUUCAGUUGAGUUUCAAGAUUUUUUUAGCAUUCAAACAUCUUAGAUUAGUUUGUAUUAUGAAUGCCCUAUUAUACUUAAGCUAUCUGCUAUAUAAACUCUACAAUGAUUCCAUCGAUAAAUCUAGUCCUUACUUCUAUACUGACAGUGCAUAUCAUUCCAUUCUUGCGAUUUUUUUUCUUUCCACAAAGUGUCAACACUCUUUCAUCAAUGUUAUACUAUGAUCAUCAGUUGUAAUCUAUUUGUUCCAUGUGUCUAGUCUGACUUUUUGUACAAUCAUCAAAUUUAUGUGCAUGAUGUUCACAUUUGAUACAUUUCUUCUAAUUAAUUCAUUAGCUAAUUUUGUUCUAUCAUGUUCAUUUAAUGUUGUUUUUUUUUUUUUGCUUUUCUCUUAUGUGGUAUAUUCCUUUGAGUUAUCUCUUUAGUUGAAACCAGUGAGGCAAGCUUUGACAUUGUACAGCAUUGAGCAUGUUUCAAUGACUGUCUUCUUGCAUUUUUCACAUUUAACUCAAUAGGGUUACUAGGGAGAUAUGUUCAAUGUUUCUUGUAACAAUAUGCAAUCUUUUCUCAUAUCAGCUUUCAGAACAAAUAUUAUUUAAUGCUUUUUCUAGAUGUGGCUUUAGUAAAUCAUGAUUAAAACAGUGGAAUGCAUACAUUCAUAAGGUAGCUGCAGUAUUGGUAUCAAUCAAAUGUAUGCUUUCUUCAGUUAAAAUACUCUAUUGCUUUUUGUUUCACAAUCAUAUUUGACUUACUUUCAAUUACUUGUCGCACACACACACACACACCAAACCCUCUCAGUGGCUGUCAUUUGUAUUUAAUCAAGAUUUACAUAUGUAGUGUUUUUACAAGUGCACAAUAUUUUCACAAGGUUAUCACCCAUGGAUUACUUAGGAAGAGAAAGUCAUUUCAUAAGGGUAUUGUACUUUUGGUUAUUGUUAAAUUAGGUUCUAGUCUCUAAAUUUGAUAUUUUUUAUUUCUAGUUAAAAUUUCAGGAUUGUUAGUUUUUCGCAUCAGUUUAAUUUGCUAGUUAUCAGCCAUUUGUGUUGGUCAUAUUACUGUUAAAAUCAUAUCAUUAGCUAGCAUACAAGAAAGUUAGAAAUAAAAUGAGUCCAAAGCUGAAAUUCUAGAACUAUGAUGCAGCACCAUUUUUUUGUUAUCUAGUAUGUGUGGCAACAAACCUGAUCAACACAAACUGUUUUGCAGCAGCACCACUACUACGGCAUUUAAUGCUGUGAUAACUCACAGAUACAACUUUUUGGCAUCUCUUACCUUUGACCUAGUAGAAAUCUUCAUUUUCUAUGUUGCACUUGUAUUUUAAAAGUUGAAACAUUACACAAUGUUCUACCAGAAGUUAAGAGUUUUUAGCAGCUUCUAAAAAAUUUUAACUAGAACCAUCUGUUGAAACAUUAGGUUACCAAAAAUGUAUAGGUUUAUUUUAGAUGGUAUAAAAAAUAGCUUGCUCAGAGUAUGAUCCCUAGGAUUUCUGGCACAAUGUUCACGAUCUGUAGCUGUGCAUGCCUUGUAUGUUUCCUAGCCAGAGAUUUUCUACUAUUGACAUUGUUGAGUUUUAAAAUUUGACGAAAAAAAUUAUUUUUUAAGAAAUGCUUUAUCGCUGGCGAAAAGCUGCAGGAAUUUAUCUGCAAUAUAAGUCUUGUAAACUUUUGUUUCAUGCAAUUGUACGGUGCUGUGAACUAAGUAUAAAAAUGGGAAGCUUGUGGGAGGGAAAAUUUCUUAGUGUCUGUGUUCCAAGCACAUAGACAAACUUUUCUUUCUGAUAAAUAUUUACAAUUUUUGGAUGUCUACACCUCUAUUUUCUAUACUACUGUAAUCAACUAGUGGAAAAAGUAGUCUGUGUAUUUAUCUAUCUAUAAAACUGAACUUACAGGGGGAAAAAUAUUUCAAACUUCAUGCAAAAAAAAAAUUCAUUUUAAAAAGGCAGCCACAUUUUGUUAGUGGUUGACUCAAAUUUUUACUGAACCGAAAAAGGCUGUGAUGUCAUUUAUUUACUUUAUUUAAUGAGUUGCAAAAACUUUAUGUCCAACUUUUAAAAACUAUUACUGAAGUUUUUUCUCCAAAUUCCUGGCCAUAUAUUAUUAUGUUUGCAGUCAAAUAAAUGGGUUUUGAUGUUGUAAACACA
Physella acuta is the source of this 6012-nucleotide messenger RNA. Its product is annotated as C-Maf-inducing protein. Lineage: Eukaryota; Metazoa; Mollusca; Gastropoda; Physidae. The record is from RefSeq and is a predicted model, not a curated record.